AUGACAUUUCCAUUUCCCGUUAGUCUUGGCAAUACUAAACGUGCGAAAAAAGAAGAUUGUAACGUAAUUAUUGUAGUUGGAGAAAAUCAAAAUAUAAGGGAGUUUCGUGCACACUCAUAUAUUCUUAGAGCCCGUUCACCUUAUUUUAGAAGUGCAUUAUUAAAAAAGGAAUUUCAAUCUACUUUUAUAGCUUCAGCAGACGGAUGGAUUACUAGUAGUGAUAAUGCGAUAAAGUUCAAAAAACCAAAUAUUGAUCCUGUUGUUUUUGAAAUAAUUCUUAGGUAUAUGUAUACGGGUGAAGUGGAUUUAACUAAUACAUCAGGCAUGAAUGUUCUUGAACUUCUAGUUGCAUCUGAUGAACUACUCCUUAAAGAAUUAUUUAAACAUGUUCAAGAUUACCUAAUUGAGAAACAAAAAAAUUGGAUUCAGAAAAAUUUUGUUCUCGUCCUUCAUUCCGUAUUUGGUCUUGAAAGUUAUAUCUUAUAUGGUUUACUUGAGCGAAACGAUUUACAGAUUGAAGAAAUAGUUGUUUGGGAUAGUCUAAUUAAAUGGGGUAUUGAACAAACCCCUGGUUUGGGAAUUAGGAAUAGCGAUAGAAAUAAAUGGAAUAAUAGGAAUUUUGAGGCAUUAAAGAAAACUUUAAAUAAAUUUAUUCCUCUUAUUCGGUUUGUAGGAAUUUCUCCUUCUGAAUAUUUUUAUAAAGUUCGACCCUAUAAAGCUAUUAUUCCUAAUCGUAUUCAUGAAGAAAUUGAAGAAUAUUAUUAUAAAGGCAACUUACCAAGAACAACCACUUUACCUCCACGAACAGGAAUAAUCCAAAAAAUUGAAUCAUGUAUUAUCAAACCAAAUCUAUCCAGUAUAAUCAUUAAUUGGAUUGAAAGGAAAGAUUCAAAUUAUAAUCGCAAUAGAAAGGAUACAGUUUAUAAUUUUGAUCUUAUUUACGUAGAAAUCGUGAUUUGUGCCGGAAAAGGAGCAAUUCUGAUCUUAAUCAAAGUUAAACAUUCUGGAAAAAUAUUUGGAGGAUACAAUCCUAUCGGUUGGAAUAAUACCGGUAUAAAUUAUAAUCAUAAUUAUUAUGGUUAUAAUGGUUAUAAUCAAUAUUUAACCACUACGGAAAGUUUCAUAUUUUCGUUCGAAAGUAAUGAAGAUAUUGAAAAUAUGAAGAUUAGUCGUGUGGUUAAUUCGUCACGUGCCAUUUAUAAUUAUCCUGGGAAUGGAAUUAACUUUGGUGGAGGCGACCUAACGUUAGCGAACGAUUAUCUCUCUUUAAAUUAUACCGGUAAUUACGAAAACUUAACAAGGAACAAUAAUAAUUCUUUUGCGAAUAAUUUAUAUGAAGGUAUGUAUUAUAAGAAACAAUAUGAAUAUUAUAAUAAUCAAUAUGAAGUUGAAGAAAUCGAAGCUUUUAGAGUAGUUGCGAAAUAA
Rhizophagus irregularis DAOM 181602=DAOM 197198 is the source of this 1425-nucleotide messenger RNA. NCBI's taxonomy places the organism in Eukaryota, Fungi, Glomeromycota, Glomeromycetes, Glomerales, Glomeraceae. The record is from RefSeq and is a predicted model, not a curated record.